Gavialis gangeticus (Gharial) is the source of this 1822-nucleotide messenger RNA. RefSeq names its product G protein-activated inward rectifier potassium channel 1-like. NCBI's taxonomy places the organism in Eukaryota, Metazoa, Chordata, Crocodylia, Gavialidae. Gene Ontology annotation, cellular component: plasma membrane. The coding region runs from base 40 to 1506 and encodes 488 amino acids. The record is from RefSeq and is a predicted model, not a curated record. Gene Ontology annotation, molecular function: G-protein activated inward rectifier potassium channel activity. Gene Ontology annotation, biological process: regulation of monoatomic ion transmembrane transport; potassium ion import across plasma membrane. The transcript has 3 exons.
GCCGCCCGGCGGGGGCGGGGGCGGGUGCAGACGAGCGGGAUGUCGGCGGCGCGCAGAAAGUUGGGCGAGGAGUACGAGGCUGCGGGGGCGGCGCGGCGGGGCCGGCGGCAGCGCCAGCGCUUCGUGGACAAGAACGGGCGCUGCAACGUGCAGCACGGCAACCUGGGCGGCGAGAGCAGCCGCUACCUCACCGACCUCUUCACCACGCUGGUGGACCUCAAGUGGCGCUGGAACCUGCUCAUCUUCCUGCUGACCUACACGGUGGCCUGGCUCGUCAUGGCCUCCAUGUGGUGGGGCAUCGCCUACCUCCGCGGCGACCUGCACCGCGCGCACGACGCGGGCUACAGCCCCUGCGUGGCCAACGUGUACAACUUCCCGUCCGCCUUCCUCUUCUUCAUCGAGACCGAGGCCACCAUCGGGUACGGGCACCGCUACAUCACGGAGCGCUGCCCCGAGGGCAUCGUGCUCUUCCUCUUCCAGUCGCUGCUCGGCUCCAUCGUGGACGCCUUCCUCAUCGGCUGCAUGUUCAUCAAGAUGUCCCAGCCCAAGAAGCGGGCCGAGACGCUCGUGUUCAGCCGCGCCGCCGUCAUCUCGCGGCGGGACGGCAAGCUCUGCCUCAUGUUCCGCGUGGGCAACCUGCGCAACAGCCACAUGGUGUCCGCCCAGAUCCGCUGCAAGCUCAUCAAGUCCCGACAGACACCAGAAGGGGAAUUCCUGCCAUUAGAUCAAUGUGAGCUGGAUGUUGGAUUUGGAACUGGAGCUGACCAACUGUUUUUAGUUUCUCCGUUAACAAUAUGUCACGAAAUCAACUCAAAAAGCCCCUUUUUUUGUCUAUCACAAAGAUCACUGAGAAGUGAGCAAUUUGAGAUAGUGGUCAUCCUUGAGGGGAUUGUUGAAACUACUGGCAUGACAUGCCAAGCUAGGACCUCUUACACAGAGGAUGAAGUCCUCUGGGGCCAUAGAUUUCUCCCUGUAAUGUCCUUAGAGGAUGGCUUUUUUCGUGUAGAUUACUCUCAGUUUCAUGCCACAUUUGAAGUCCCCACUAUGCCUUACAGUGUAAAGGAACAGGAAGAAAAUUUGUCUCUACCAUCCCCUUUGGAUACUCCUGCUGGUAACAAUAGAAGCAGAAGGGAACAGAUCUUCUCUCUUGACUGCAUUGAUAUGUUAGAAGAGAAAAACAAGCUUCCUAAUAAACUUCAGAAAAUUUGUUCAACAAAGGAAGACCUUCAGAAAAGAGUCCUGAGAGUGAGUUCCAGCAAUGUAGAGAAAGCUUGCAGCACUGGAGAUCUCUUAAAAAUUCAGCAAGUAAGUUCUACGCCCAGCAGUGAAGAUGAUGAUGGAAGAAUACACCUAAAGGCUUUUAAAAUCAAAUCCGAGAAUUUGACUCAGUCUACUGGAAAUCUUCAGUUCCAGCAAAAGUCUCCGGGUAUGCUUACCUUGGGGUCAAGGCUAGAGGAUAAUCUUCCUGCCAAACUUCGGAAAAUGAAUUCUGAUCGCCUCUCCUAAAUAAAAAAUGCAACAAGAGCUGUUGUAAAUAAACUGCAUUUGUAACUUCUGGAUUAUUUUGGAGUACUACUGUGAUAAUUUGGUUUUGCCAAAAGAUUCUUCAUAAUUAACACAUUUGAAAAUUAGUUGGUGUUUUUGUAUAAAUCUGAUAUGUGUAGUAGCAUGGUGAUUGUAAAGGGUGCUGUAGAGUUAGUUCAUUUUGCCAAAUAGGUGUCUGUCCUAAAGAUUUUUGCAGUGUUCCGACAGCAGUUUGGUUUAGUCUUCCAUCUUUCCAGUGUUCUUUCAAAAUAAAUGAGAAAACAGGUCCUUACCUAGG